Nelumbo nucifera (sacred lotus) is the source of this 1322-nucleotide messenger RNA. RefSeq names its product 2-oxoglutarate (2OG) and Fe(II)-dependent oxygenase superfamily protein. Lineage: Eukaryota; Viridiplantae; Streptophyta; Magnoliopsida; Proteales; Nelumbonaceae. The record is from RefSeq and is a predicted model, not a curated record.
AUUGAUACACUCUCGUGGUACAGAUAAUGGCUCCGAGCUUCGAGAAUAUUGGAAACGAACUGUUCAACUUCGUAGUUCGAGAAGGCAACGGAGUGAAAGGCAUGGUGGACUCCGGCAUAACCACGGUACCUGAUCAAUACAUCCAAUCACCACAAGAACGAAUCGUCAAACAAGGCAUAGACCCAUCAUAUCCACCAUCUCUAGUUUCACCCAUUGACCUGUCCGAGCUCGAGGGGCCUAACCAUGAUCAGGUGGUGGAACUUCUUGGACAGUCUGCCGAGACGCUUGGGUUCUUCCAAGUGAUCAACCAUGGUGUGCAGGUUGAAUUGCUGGAGCAGCUCAAGGAUGCAGCACAUCGGUUCUUUAAUCAGCCGCCUGAAAGGAAGGCUUUUGUUUAUCUCAAAGGAGCAAGCCCAAGCCCGUUCGUGAAAUAUGGAACCAGCUUUGUACCGGAGGCGGAGAAAGCUUUAGAGUGGAAGGAUUAUAUAAGUAUGACUUACAGCGGCGAUGAAGAUGCUCUGAACUUCUGGCCUGAGGAAUGCAAGGAAGUUGCACUUGAGUACCUCAAGUCAUCAACCAAGAUGGUGAAAAGGAUACUGGAAGUAUUGCUUAGAAGGCUUGGAGUGACAGUAGACCAUACAGAGACUGAGGCAUAUAUUGGCACAAGGAUGGUCAAUAUGAAUUUAGUGUCCAAAUCUGAGCUCACAGUUGGAGUUGGGCGCCACUCCGACAUGGGCAUCCUUACUGUAUUGCUGCAAGAUGGGAUUGGUGGUCUGUAUGUGAAGGUGGAAGAUGAUAGACUUGGUAGAAAGAAGGGAGAAUGGGUAGAAAUUCCACCCACCCCGGGAGCACUGGUCGUCAACGUUGGGGAUACCUUAGAGAUCUUAAGCAAUGGAAGAUACAAGAGUGCAGAACAUCGAGUGUGGACUACAAACGCAGAAUCACGAGUGUCAAUCCCAGUAUUUGUGUUCCCCCUGCCAACGAAGAAGAUCAAGCCGCUACCUCAAGUGGUAGAGAAGGAUGGGGUGGCUCACUACGGAGAGUUUCUGUUUGAAGAAUACAUGAAAAAUUUCUUUGGGAAGGGUCAUGAAGGCAAGAAGUCUCUUGAUUUUGUUAAAAUCACCAUGUCUCCAUCCUAAGCAUCAUAUCUUAUACACACCACCGUUAAUUCUGAAUUUAUCUUCUUGUGAUCUUUUUGUGCUUGUUUUCUGAGGCUUCCCCUCAUUUUACAAACUGAUGAGUCAUGAUGACAAAAUAAACUCAGUUUUUAUUCUAGGGCUGUACUCAAUUCAAAGAGGCAAAAUAAACUCAAUGUUUACAUG